ACAAAAACACAAAGAGUGCAACAAAGACUAGAGAAAUGUACAACCUAACCGACACACACAACUGACAGAUAGUCUCAGUCUGAGGUCUCAGACGGAAUCUGCUCCUAGACAAGACAAGCGAAAUCAAAAAAAAAUAUCACAAAGUAUGCUCUGAGAAAAAAAAAAGCUUCAGCUUCCCUAUAGAAAAUCUAUGCCAAACUUUGAAGUGAGAUCCUGUUCAGGUGGGCGUAUUUUCUCCCGUGGUGUCUGUGUGGAGCGUGCCACACAUCCACUCCACAACAACGACGGCUUUUGCUUGCAUCUUCCAGUGUUUGUUCUGUCAGCAAGUUCAGCAGAGCUGCAACUCGUCUAGUGCCAACCCAGAGGAACCCAGUGAGGAGCACCACGACUGUGAGAUGGUAAAGAUGACAAAGUCCAAGACCUUCCAGGCCUACUUGCCCAACUGUCACCGAACCUACAGCUGCAUCCACUGCCGGGCACAUCUCGCCAAUCACGAUGAGCUCAUCUCAAAGUCAUUCCAAGGCAGCCAGGGACGAGCCUACCUCUUCAAUUCAGUUGUGAAUGUGGGUUGUGGUCCGGCAGAAGAGAGGGUCCUCCUAACAGGUUUACAUGCUGUGGCAGACAUCUACUGUGAAAAUUGUAAAACCACUCUGGGCUGGAAAUACGAGCAUGCGUUUGAGAGCAGUCAGAAAUACAAAGAAGGCAAGUUCAUCAUCGAGCUGGCUCACAUGAUCAAAGAUAAUGGCUGGGAGUGACCUUCAUCUACUUCCUCUCUGCUCAGUGACCUCUGGGCUGUUCUGUCGUGGACUUUGCCGAGUGACACCACCACACGCACACAUACAGAAACAAAAAAUGCACAGACACGCGCACGCACACACAUGUCACCGUCGACCAUGACACAUCCUGACAUCUCUACUGGGUCAUCAAAAAAACUCAAAGGCAGAGUGACUGGAAGCGAAUCAAAGACAUCUACAGUCACUGAAAGGCUCUUGGACCUUCUUCCAAAAUGGACAUGUCAACACUUUGGGUUCUGAAACUUCUCCCUUCCUGUUGGACUGCCCCAUUAACUGCUUUGGGUGUGUGUAAACGCUCCUCGUAAGCUGUUAACAGUAUCCAGAAGACACAUUCUCACUUUUAUCAUGUGACAUCCUCCUCUCCUUUCGUGAAUAUGCAGGAGGUGUGCGUUUUAGUGUGCGUUUUCUUUUCAACAGGAAUCUGGAGUCCUUCCUGGUGGACUGAUGUUACUGGUUAGCAUUUUUCUCCUUCUCUGAAAAAGCCCGUUCUGAUUGUCUUUCCAUUCACGUUGGGGUAGUGACAGAUACAAUUGCCAUACGUUAUUGAAGAUGGGGAUGGUUUCAGGGUUAGGCUAUGUAGCAGAAUAUUUCAGAUGGGCGGUGGGGGAUUUGGGUGGGCGUUCAGCAUUGCAGUGGCAUGGCAUUUCCCUUGCAUUUUACCUAUUUUAUUUCCAAAUCGAAAUGUUUUUCUUCCUCUGAUGACUUCACUGUGCAAUUCGUGGGACACUCUGGUACAGCAGUAGCGUCUGACCCCUGCAGGAGCUUUAAUUGUCUCUGGUGCUUUUGGUAGGAUUACACAAACACUCGUCUUUGAGUUGGCAUUUGUGGCGGGUUCCAUUUUUGCAACCGUACUAUAGGCGAGAGUAAAAAACAAGACAAGCGACAGCCGUUUGGAUGCACUGGACUUUGGGGAAAACUGAAACUAGUGUCCUCGGAACAUUGUUUGCAUUACAUUUUCAUCCCCCUUCACGCCAAAUGAUGACAUGAUUUUACAAAACUAUUGUUGUUGAUAUUACAAUCAUGUUUAUGUUCAUAGCUAUGUGUAAUUUAUGUGGUAAACCACAUGUUUGGACAUGCACAUGCAUGUUAGCUCAGUGUGUUUUACGCAUUAUGUUUAUGGCAUACUUGAAUGCAGUUACUUUGUUUGCACUUUGCAGAGGCCUUGUUCAUGGGUUUAGAGGCAAAAGUCUGUCCAUUUUAUGGCCUUUUUUAUCGAUAAUAAUCGAAUGAUUGUAUUAGAUGCUUUGAAUGAUUUGAAGGGUUGGGUGGUUGCUGGCUUGAUCAUCUUCCUCUAGUUUCAAACACAAAAUCAACUGCUUUCGCAAUCUUCUGCAGGCUGGCAGACCUGUUCGCUAUGCUCGUAAUUCGUCCUAUUGGAUUUGCAAAUCAGAAGCAGGUCUCAAAUUUUACAGUCGGACACCAUUCAAUGUGCCGUUACUCAAUUCUUUUGCUGCUAAUAGAGAUAAAUGCAAUCUGGAGCUUUUACUUUAAACCUUCUGCACUUUAGCUGGACUGUCUGAGUGCAUGCGAGCGGAUGUGUUCCUUUUGUAGCUUUUCUCCACAUCUUUGCCUCUAAGCAGCAUGAAUCUUGUGCCUCUUCAAAAGAAAAAAAAAGAAGAAAAAAAGAAAUCUCCCUCUCUUGUGUUGUGCGGCGCAUGACUCCGAGAACCCAGCACAUCUAAUAGAAGCUCUGCUGGAGCUUCGUAUCAAACUCGAAAACAACACAUACUUUGAAAUUAACCUCACAGAACCGCUAUCUACUCGAAAGUCUAUACAGGAACUUAAUAUAAUCCAGUAUUUUUUCAUAGUUCUAUGUCAAAGCCAGAGAUGUUAUGAAACGGUGGUUGUAUUCUGCAAAGGGGGCGGGGCAGUUAGAACGGGAGGGGCGGAGCUUGCUUCCUGUAGAGGUAAAGAGUGGCAUUUAAUGUAGAUUUUUUUUUAUUGAAUAUAAUUAUAAAUAUAUAUAUAUUGAAUCCUACAGAUAAAUAUCAAGGUUUUGUCAUACAUAAGGGUGGGUGGGAUUGGCGGGCAAUAGUAGAAUAAGUGGCAAACCUUUAGUUAGUGUUAGUGUUCGCCGCCGAUAAGGUCAGUCUGGUCACGUGACCUUCGAAUCUGUCAAAGACAAUGCAAACAAAAAAUAGUUGUAGAAAUAUCUUACUUGAAAGAUGAUAACAGAGUUACAGACAAUACAUUGUCCCUCUCACAAAGUUUUGUACAUAGAGUAACAUAUUUAAGGUUUUAUACAUAUUUGUACUGGGUUAGUUUCUCUACUUCCCCGACUUGAAGCACUUUUGUUCACUGUCUCUCUGGCUUUAUAUAUAUGUGUGUGAAUGGCGAGAGAGAGUGUGUGGAUGCAUGUAUGCGUGUUUCAUUACUUCCCUCACUUUAUUUGUAGCCGUUUUUGCUGUUGUUCACUAGUUCCUCUGUGCUGUUUCCUUUAUGACACUUCUUUUGCUGUCUCACAGCAUGUUUUGAUGUGUGCUCUCUAAGCUUGAUGGUAAUGAGCUUUGUAUUUAAAUUGUAUUUUUUCUUUAAUAUUAAAGUUGAUUUUGUUUAGUUUCCUGUUGAGAGCCUAAUAGCAGAAUGUCUGCUGGUCGUGUUUAAGCAUUAUGGUCAGCGGUGAGCUGGAUUCACCUGCCGAAAUUUCACAAUAAAAACACAGACCCAGACCCGUUUUACAAAAAACAGCUUUCCCUAAGACUUUCAGAAGCAGAACUAGAUCCAGGUCAGUGUCACUGUCAGUGUAAACCAAAAAAAUAAUAACACAUCACUCAACCGAUACAUUUUUACUGAAAACUAAAUCACUUGGUCAAACCAAAAAUCAAGUUUGUGGCCUCUUUGAAUUUUUUUUUUUUUUAAUUGUGAUUUGUCUUUUGCAGCAACAUAUUAUGGUGUUUCUGAUAUUGGCAGUAGAAACGAUUGUUUACUUCCAUUUUUUGCUGUUUCUUUUGGUGACACUGGAUUCAAACCUUUCUAGAGGUGUAAAUCAAAUGAUAUCUAGUCUAAGGCAACAGUGGUAUGCAAAUGAAACGAUUGUAUAAGUUUGCAGAGUUAUUAUGUUUUAUUUGGACUGUUAAAAUAUAAGGUCUAAAGCAUGUUGUAUUUAAAAUGGCUAUUUUAAGUCGUGCCUGGUUUUCUUUCUUUCUUUUUCUUCAAUGCAAAAAAAGCUUUUUUCCUCUUUUUACUUGAUUACAUUGCUUUGCAUUACGUUCUAGUAAAGAUGAGUCACAUUUGUGUGUUUUCACUGUAUUGUAAACUAUUCAGAUAUCACAAUAAAGCUUAAAUGGUAUUA
Messenger RNA from Carassius carassius (crucian carp), 4086 nucleotides. Its product is annotated as protein yippee-like 1. The record is from RefSeq and is a predicted model, not a curated record. NCBI's taxonomy places the organism in Eukaryota, Metazoa, Chordata, Actinopteri, Cypriniformes, Cyprinidae. The transcript has 5 exons. The coding region runs from base 396 to 755 and encodes 119 amino acids.